AGGCGAGAGAGUCGAUUAAAUAUUAAGGAGGAUUGAAUGUCCCUAGCUGAAGUGAUUUUUAUUUAUGUGAAGUGGGGAGUGUUUUUUUUUUUUUUGUUGCAAUUAUUAUCAUUCGGGAGACUUUGAUUGUGGCUCUGACAUUCGGUUAUCAGACCAUUUGUUUGGCAAUAAUGACGAGUUCAAGUCACGGAGAUGUGAAGCACGGAUCGAAGCAGAGAAAACUGAGUACGCGGUAUUUUUCGUUCAAGCGGAAGACAGAAUCUGGAGAAAGUACUUCGUCGAAAAAUUUAGAGUUGUUGAGGAACAGUGAGGAGAUGUUGGCCAACAGUGAGAGGAUUGGAUUCUUUAAGAAUUUUAAGAAGAAAUUGUCCAUCAAGGGAUUUUGCAAGUCGAAGAGAAAGAUCAAUAUUACGGAAUUGAGUAAAGGAAAUGAUAGUUGUUCUAGCGAGAGAACAGGAUUUCCAGAUGUUGCGAAACAUGAAACUGAAAUCACGGAAUGUGCGGAAAUGCCUAGUGAUGUUACAGAGAAUUCGAAAGCCUUGGAAAAUUGUUCGCCGGGUGAUCUUUUAGACAAUAAAAAUGACAACUUCAGCUCUACGGAUAUUCAUGAGCAAAGGACGUGUGAAUCAUCGGGGACAGCGAAAUUAAGUAGUGGGGAGGGCUCCUCUGACACAGGACUGAGUCAUUUAAGGUCACAGAGGUCAGAGGGUAAUUGUAGAGGUGCUAGAAAUAGUAGCAAUACUGGAAAAGAUUUGAACGUUGGUGAUGAAGAGGAGAAGGGAAAUUUAUCAAAUCUCUCGCAGGAGUUGUUGAAGCUCAGCAAAUAUGGAUGGUAUUGGGGACCUAUUUCUGGAGAUGAAGCUGAUGCCAAGCUCCAGGCUGAACCUGACGGUGCUUUUUUGAUUAGGGACUCCUCGGAUGAUAGAUAUCUUCUCACAUUAAGCUUCAAAUCAGCUGGAAAACUCCUCCACGCUCGUGUAGAACAUAGUGGAGGCAUGUUUUCUCUUUGCAAUCAAGGUGAUGACGAUCGCUUCACUUCAGUACCCGCUCUGAUCGAUCACUCUAUGAAUUUUAGCAAAUCCGCUGUUUUCUGCUACUCGAGACCACGCUAUCCUGGAUAUCCUGCCUUUCCUGUACGUUUAACAAAACCUGUAAGUCGUUUUACACAAGUCAGGAGUCUACAAUAUCUCUGUAGGUUUGUCAUCAGACAAAAUACACGUCUUGACAAUAUUCACAAGCUUCCUUUGCCAAACACUAUUAAGGGAUAUAUUGAAGAGGCACAUUAUUGAUUUUCUAAUCAAUUUUUUAGACUGUUUUAUGAGUUAUAUAAUAUUGUUAUGAUUAAUAUUGCAUUUGCAAUUCAAUGGUCCUUAACGAUAUUUAUCACUAAAUAGUUGACUAACAAUUAUUGUUAAGCUUUGACCUGUGAGACGAAAUUGUGAAAGUUAAAAAAAAAAUCCAUGAAAAGAGAAAUUCAUUUUUUCGCCGAAACGCCUAUCUGAAAUGGUAAAUCAUUUGUUGAUUUUAUUUAGGAAAUUUCUAUAGAGAAUUGGAGUUGCAUUAUUUUGAAUUAAAGCGGUGAAUUUAAUGCUCAUAUCCCCUAGACUUUUGAAUAGGUUUCUCAAUAAAGAAAUUAAAGAAUAAUUAUUUGAUGUAUAUGAACAUCAUAUUACUUUUAAAUUUAUUGAUAAUUUCAGAUAAUUUUCAAAAUUUUGUAAGCUAUAUAUAUCAUGAGAUUUUGUACCACUUGGCAUUAAUUGUUUAAUGCUUGAAUUGGGAUAAAUCAAAUGGCGAAAUGAGAUACAUCAAUUUAACUGUUUAUUUAUCAUUAGAAAUGUUUUUUUCUUUUGAUAAAAAUCAAUGCAACGGGGAAAAUUUAUUUUAAAAAAUAUAAAUAUGUCUAUUACAGUUAGAAACAUUUGUAGAAAAAUAAAAUUGCAUAAAUUGAUUCAUUCUGUCCACUGGUCCGCUAUUGAAUGAUCCAUAAUUAUUAAAAUAAUUACUUUAAAUUUAAGACUGAAAUGCCAAGAGAAAGGAUUUAUCCUUGCAUUCAAUCCUUCGUGAUUUUUGAAUUAGUAAGGCUCAAUUUUAUAACAUAUUUUUCUAAGAAAAAAUAUUACAACUAGAUCUACCAAAAAUUUUGGCAAUAAUUUGGACUUCAAUUUUUUUUAUUAUUCUCAUUCUUCAUUAUAAUCAACUACAUAGUUAUAGAAAUACUGCGAUGCAUUUGGCAUAUGUUCACCUAUUCCAAUUCAUCCCGAGUAUAUUUCGUGCCUAAAAUAAAAAGGAAAUAAAUAAAAUUGAAAUUUAAA
Messenger RNA from Diachasmimorpha longicaudata, 2312 nucleotides. RefSeq names its product suppressor of cytokine signaling 2-like. Lineage: Eukaryota; Metazoa; Arthropoda; Insecta; Hymenoptera; Braconidae. The transcript is spliced from 3 exons. Gene Ontology annotation, cellular component: phosphatidylinositol 3-kinase complex. The coding region runs from base 171 to 1289 and encodes 372 amino acids. Gene Ontology annotation, biological process: intracellular signal transduction; protein ubiquitination; phosphatidylinositol phosphate biosynthetic process. The record is from RefSeq and is a predicted model, not a curated record. Gene Ontology annotation, molecular function: 1-phosphatidylinositol-3-kinase regulator activity.